Bacillus rossius redtenbacheri is the source of this 2556-nucleotide messenger RNA. RefSeq lists its product as uncharacterized. The coding region runs from base 263 to 2515 and encodes 750 amino acids. NCBI's taxonomy places the organism in Eukaryota, Metazoa, Arthropoda, Insecta, Phasmatodea, Bacillidae. The transcript has 9 exons. The record is from RefSeq and is a predicted model, not a curated record.
UGACGUUAAAAAUAAACCCUCCCCCCUAAUUAACUUGUUUAAAUAGGCUUGACAGUGUAGUGUAUGUUCUUUGGUGAGAUUUUGAUACUGGUGUUGAAAUGUUUGUUCAGUUUCACUGGGGAGACAUCCCUGAUGACAUGCUGCGAGGAAGGCAGGCUGAGGGCAGAACUGCUCUGAAGGCUGGAUCCUGGGUGUGAGCUGCAGAUCACACUUCAAGGACUCUUCUCUCCAGCUUCAACUAGGGCUGAUCUGUCCACGGUUCAUGCCUCUCCUAGUUGUGGUGUCGCUCCAUGAAUAUGCUUUGGGCAGCGAUGAAGGACUACAUGAGAUAAGGAAAAGAGAUAUUGAUUGCUCUAUAGUACCAGAUAUGGGACAGCCGGUGAUGGCGAGAUGCUGCAGUCACGGGUCAGGUGUCCUUGGGCUGAGACUGCCCAUGGAGCAGAGGCUCGGAGGACAAGGACUCGCUAGGGCCGCCAGGUCCUUACAGCAAGGACAACCAGGACAAGGUGACGCAGAAGAAGGUAUCAGGUGUACCGUCGAAGAUCUAAUGCGAAAUGCAUCACUCGUGAUUAACGGCCGGCUCAACGAACAACCUCUCGUGGACCGAGUCACGAACCUGCUGUUAGCUAACGGCACCGCCUGGAAUCGCGAAUCCAUUAGACUGAUCGUCCACAACUGCAUAUUGACAGCAGAACAAGAAAUAGCUGCGAUACCCACAAACUGCCACUCAGGGGCUUAUGAGUGGAAGAAAUGUCUUGAUCGCCAAUUGAUUGUGAACUGCCCGGACGAGUACUGGGAUUUAAGUGACCAGUGCAACACCUUGAAAGACUACUUGGUAACGUGUCCUGUACAGUAUGUUGUCCGGCAGGUCGUAGGAGUCAUCCUCGGGCGCAGUGGAGGGCUCGGUAUCGUGCAAGGUGUUGGACAAGGUGGUGGACUCGGUCUCGUGCAAGGUGUUGGAAGUGGUGGUGGACUCAGUGCUGUACAAGGUGUUGGAAGUGGUGGUGGACUUAGUGCCGUACAAGGUGUCGGCAGCAGUGGAGGACUCAGUGCUGUUCAAGAUGUUGCACAAGGUGGUGGACUCGGUGUCGUGCAAGGUGUUGGAAGUGGUGGUGGACUCAGUGCCGUACAAGGUGUCGGCAGCAGCGCUGGACUCGGUGCUGUUCAAGGGGUUGGACAAGGUGGUGGACUCGGUGUCGUGCAGGGUGUCGGGCGCAGUGUUGGGCUCGGUGGGAUGGGAAACAGUGGUGGGCUCGGUAUCCUGCAAGGGCUUGGUCUCGGUUCAGUGCAUGACGUCGGGUCUGGUGGUAGACUCGGUGGGCUCGGUGCCGUUCAAGAAGUUGGUCGUGGUGGUGGACUCGGUGCAGUGCAAGGUGUCGGGAGCAGCGCUGGGCUCGGUGGUCUCGGCAACAGUGGUGGGCUUGGUGGGCUCGGUGCUGUGCAAGAGGUAGGUCGUGGUGGUGGACUCAGUGCAGUGCAAGGUGUCGGGAAUAGCGCUGGGCUCGGUGGGCUCGGAAACAGUGGUGGGAUCGGUGAUGGGCUUGGUGUUGUGCAAGGUGUUGGGCAGGGGGGUGGAGUCGGUGCUGUACGAGGUGUGGUAGAAGCUAAGCACGGUGUCAUGGAAGGUAUUGGUCUCGGUGCCAUUUCCAAUGUCGAGCGUGGUGCUGCACACAGUGGUCUUGAUGCCGUGCAAAGUGUCGGAAACAGUGGUGGGCUCGGUGGUCUCGGGAACAGUGGUGGGCUCGGUGGGCUCGGGAACAGUGGUGGGCUUGGUGGGCUCGGUGCUGUUCAAGAUGUUGGUCGAGGUGGUGGACUCGGUGCCGUUCAAGGUGUUGGGAACAGUGCUGGGCUUGGUGGUCUCGGGAACAGUGGUGGGCUUGGUGGGCUCGGGAACAGUGGUGGGCUCGGUAUCUUGCAAGGUCUUGGUCUCGGUACUGUGCAAGAUGUCAGGCCUGGUGGUAGACUCGGAGGGCUCGGUGCUGUUCAAGGUGUCGGGAACAGCGCUGGGCUCGGUGGGCUCGGGAACAGUGGUAGGCUCGGUGAGCUCGGGAAUAGUGGUGGGCUCGGUGGGCUCGGGAACAGUGGUAGGCUCGGUGAGCUCGGGAAUAGUGGUGGGCUUGGUGGGCUCGGGAACAGUGGUAGGCUCGGUGAGCUCGGGAAUAGUGGUGGGCUUGGUGGGCUCGGGAACAGUGGUAGGCUCGGUGAGCUCGGGAAUAGUGGUGGGCUUGGUGGGCUCGGGAACAGUGGUAGGCUCGGUGAGCUCAGGAAUAGUGGUGGGCUUGGUGGGCUCGGGAACAGUGGUGGGCUUGGUGGGCUCGGGAACAGUGGUAGGCUCGGUGAGCUCGGGAACAGUGGUGGGCUCGGUGGGCUCGGAAACAGUGGUGGGCAAGGUGCGCUCAGUAGGCAUGGCGGAGGUCGCAAUGAGAUCGGUAUCCUGCAAGGUCUGGGGCUCGGUCUCCUGCGUGAUGGGGACAUUGUCGAUCAAGAGGGCCGACAAGGGACACUACUGCGUUAAGGCGAUUGCCACGGACAGCAUAUACGUCUCAGCAGCCGUCA